AUGGUGGGUCAGCUGGUGGCUCCCUGGGGUGUGGGGCUGUUCGAGGUGGCAGUGGACGGCCAGGACGCUAACGUGACGCAGGCACAGCUCUCCCGGGUGGUCGACGAGGCUCGGCGGCUUAGGCGACUGUCAUGGUGCGUGACGGUGGUGGUGGUGAGCGACAACCCAGCCUUCCUUACCGCCUUCGCCGAGGGGUCCCUCAAGGGCCGCCUCCUGGUGUGGGCUACAAGGCUCCUGGUCAUCACUCGUUUAUCUUCGAAGGGGAUCAGGCUUCUUCUAACGUCCCACUGGACUUUCUCCAUGAUGAACACCAUGGUGAUGAAUACACAAGAUGCAUCCCAAGUAUUAAGAUAUGGAGUAUACGUGCACCUGCCCUACAGCCUAUUGGGACCCCAAGUUGCUCAAGUGGCCUCUUGGAUCCCCGCCCAAGGCCUCGUCUACAUCACCCCUCUCCCUCUCUUUCCUGAGAAAUUUUCCAAUUUCUACGGUGCGAGGGUGAACGUGACCGCCCUGCCGUAUGCCCCGUACUGGAUGACCUCUGGUGAAGGCAACAACACCAAGCACUCCGGCAUUGACUACAACCAACUCAUGACUUUAUCUGAAGUUCUCAACUUUACUAUCCACGUCCUACCAUCUGCCAACUGGGAUGAGGUUACCAGCCAGGUGGAGGCCAGAAGAUCUUUCAUAGCGACCGUUGUGUACGUGGUCCUUCCUAAUCGCUUGGAGCAGUACGACUACACUCACACAUUCGACUAUUCACCUCUGUGUUUCGGUAUGGCCAAGCCCACACUGAAGCCUCAGUGGCAGAGUUUGUACUACCCGCUGGCCAACGAGGUGUGGGCCACCAUCCUGGUUACUACCAUCCUCACUUGCCUGGUCAUACUCAUGAUCGAUCGCUCAAAGGUGGUCAUAGGAGGUCAUGGUAACGUGGAAGCCUUAGCUGUGGUGCAGGAGGUGGUGGGGACACUGCUAGGUCAGGGCUUCACUGGGCGACUUUCUAUCAGUCGCUCCAACCCUGUGUUAGUAGCAGCCUGGUUGGUGUUCGCCUUCAUUGUGGCUACAGCUUACCGCGGCAACCUCACAGCCUCCCUCACACUGCCCAAGUAUCCACCUCGACCUGAAACUGUCGAGCAACUCGUCAAGGCUGUGGACAGGGCUACUAUAGAACCUUAUGGAAUCUCGUAUAAGCGCUUCUUUACCAAAUCGGACUCAAAGGUCUUCAGUGCCUUGGGGAAGCUGAUGGUCGUUGGAGUCGAUGUUAUUGACGGAUACAAUGACGCUCUGAAGAUUAAGAGCUCUCAUUUAGGUAGCCGUCAGUACCUUGAACUUAUGAUUGCACAACACUUUUCGAAGAUAGAUGGCUCUGCUCCGCUCUAUGUUGGACGGGAGAUGAUUAUUCCCGCAACUUCGUCAUGGCCGAUUCCCCACGACGCCCCAUACAAACCUAAACUAGACCACUACAUAAUGGCCAUCACGGAGGCUGGCCUAUACGAACAUUGGAGGAUGAGGUGCUGCUUGACGCUGAGCGCGAGAGUCGUACAAGACAGCGAGAGAAACUGAGGGAGAAGCUACAAAGGAAAAACUUGAUUAUAGAAGCAGAGUCUAGAGACGACA
This is a messenger RNA of Homarus americanus (American lobster), 1614 nucleotides long. RefSeq lists its product as uncharacterized. Lineage: Eukaryota; Metazoa; Arthropoda; Malacostraca; Decapoda; Nephropidae. The record is from RefSeq and is a predicted model, not a curated record. The transcript has 9 exons. Gene Ontology annotation, cellular component: membrane. Gene Ontology annotation, molecular function: ligand-gated monoatomic ion channel activity. Bases 1 to 1560 code for a protein of 519 amino acids.